Molecule: messenger RNA, 3641 nt
Organism: Orycteropus afer afer
Lineage: Eukaryota; Metazoa; Chordata; Mammalia; Tubulidentata; Orycteropodidae
Product: argonaute RISC catalytic component 3
Biological process (GO): regulation of stem cell proliferation; regulatory ncRNA-mediated gene silencing
Molecular function (GO): protein binding; RNA binding
Source: RefSeq, a predicted model, not a curated record
CUUCCGGGGGCGUCCCCCGGGGGAGGUCGGUGGCACGGUAGUCGUGGAGGAGCACUGGUAGCGUAAGCAGCCGCGGGCGAUGCAAGUUCCGGACACGGCUUCGCUCUCUAGAUUAAUGACUGUCUCUCCUCUUAUCUAGUCCUGUGUUGUCUCCCGACCAGCAGCUCUAAUUAACACGAGCUUUCGGUGUGCGGUUGCUGAGGAGACGCCGUCACCGCCCCCGUCCCGGGGCCGAGUGAUAGUGUCUGUCGCGUCGCGUCGUCCCCCGCGCCGCUUCCUUGCCCCCAGUGGCGGGCACAGUUCUCACUCGGAGCACUACCCCCAGCUACAUGAAUGGAAAUCGGCUCCGCAGGACCCGUUGGGGCCCAGCCCCUACUCAUGGUGCCCAGACGACCUGGCUAUGGCACCAUGGGCAAACCCAUUAAACUGCUGGCUAACUGUUUUCAAGUUGAAAUUCCAAAGAUUGAUGUCUACCUCUAUGAGGUGGAUAUUAAACCAGACAAGUGUCCUAGGAGAGUGAACAGGGAAGUGGUUGACUCAAUGGUUCAGCAUUUUAAAGUAACUAUAUUUGGGGACCGUAGACCAGUUUAUGAUGGAAAAAGAAGCCUUUACACAGCCAAUCCACUUCCUGUGGCAACUACUGGGGUAGAUUUAGAUGUUACGUUACCUGGGGAAGGUGGAAAAGAUCGACCUUUCAAGGUGUCAAUCAAAUUUGUCUCUCGGGUGAGCUGGCAUCUACUGCAUGAAGUACUGACAGGACGGACCUUGCCUGAGCCACUGGAGUUAGACAAGCCAAUCAGCACUAAUCCUGUCCAUGCUGUCGAUGUGGUGCUACGACAUUUGCCCUCCAUGAAAUAUACGCCUGUGGGGCGUUCCUUUUUCUCAGCUCCAGAAGGAUAUGACCACCCUCUGGGAGGGGGCAGGGAAGUAUGGUUUGGAUUCCAUCAGUCCGUUCGGCCUGCCAUGUGGAAAAUGAUGCUUAAUAUCGAUGUUUCUGCCACUGCCUUCUACAAAGCACAACCUGUAAUUCAGUUCAUGUGUGAAGUUCUUGACAUUCAUAACAUUGAUGAGCAACCAAGACCUCUGACUGAUUCUCAUCGUGUAAAAUUCACCAAAGAGAUAAAAGGUCUGAAGGUUGAAGUGACUCAUUGUGGAACAAUGAGACGGAAAUACCGUGUUUGUAAUGUAACAAGAAGGCCUGCCAGUCAUCAAACUUUUCCUUUACAGUUAGAAAAUGGCCAAACUGUGGAGAGAACAGUAGCACAGUAUUUCAGAGAAAAGUAUACUCUUCAGCUGAAGUACCCGCAUCUUCCCUGUCUGCAAGUGGGGCAGGAGCAGAAACAUACCUACCUUCCACUAGAAGUCUGUAAUAUUGUGGCAGGGCAACGAUGUAUCAAGAAGCUAACUGACAAUCAGACUUCUACUAUGAUCAAGGCAACAGCAAGAUCUGCACCAGAUAGACAAGAGGAAAUUAGCCGAUUGGUAAGAAGUGCAAAUUAUGAAACAGAUCCAUUUGUUCAGGAGUUUCAAUUUAAAGUUCGGGAUGAAAUGGCACAUGUAACCGGACGCGUACUUCCAGCACCUAUGCUACAGUAUGGAGGACGGAAUCGAACAGUAGCAACACCAAGCCACGGAGUGUGGGACAUGCGAGGGAAACAGUUCCACACAGGCGUUGAAAUCAAAAUGUGGGCUAUAGCUUGUUUUGCCACACAGAGGCAGUGCAGAGAAGAAAUACUGAAGGGUUUCACGGACCAGCUGCGGAAGAUUUCCAAGGAUGCAGGGAUGCCCAUCCAGGGCCAGCCUUGCUUCUGCAAAUAUGCGCAGGGGGCAGACAGUGUGGAGCCCAUGUUCCGGCAUCUCAAGAACACCUACUCAGGGCUGCAGCUCAUUAUCGUCAUCCUGCCAGGGAAGACACCAGUGUAUGCUGAGGUGAAACGUGUAGGAGACACACUUUUGGGUAUGGCUACACAGUGUGUUCAAGUCAAGAAUGUAAUAAAAACAUCUCCUCAAACUCUCUCAAACCUGUGCCUAAAAAUAAAUGUUAAACUCGGAGGGAUAAAUAAUAUUCUUGUACCUCAUCAAAGACCUUCUGUGUUCCAGCAACCAGUGAUCUUUUUGGGAGCAGAUGUCACUCAUCCACCUGCUGGUGAUGGGAAGAAACCUUCUAUUGCUGCUGUUGUAGGAAGUAUGGAUGCUCACCCAAGCAGAUAUUGUGCCACAGUAAGAGUUCAGAGACCCCGACAGGAGAUCAUCCAGGACUUGGCUUCCAUGGUCCGGGAACUUCUCAUUCAAUUUUAUAAGUCAACUCGGUUCAAACCUACUCGUAUCAUCUUUUAUCGGGAUGGUGUUUCAGAGGGACAGUUUAGGCAGGUACUGUAUUAUGAACUACUAGCAAUUCGAGAAGCCUGCAUCAGUUUGGAGAAAGACUAUCAACCUGGAAUAACUUACAUUGUAGUUCAGAAGAGACAUCACACUCGACUAUUUUGUGCUGAUAGGACAGAAAGGGUUGGAAGAAGUGGCAAUAUUCCAGCUGGAACAACAGUUGAUACAGAUAUUACACACCCAUAUGAGUUUGAUUUUUACCUCUGUAGCCAUGCUGGAAUACAGGGUACCAGCCGUCCUUCACACUAUCAUGUUUUAUGGGAUGAUAACUGCUUUACUGCAGAUGAACUUCAGCUGCUAACUUACCAGCUCUGCCACACAUAUGUGCGCUGUACACGAUCUGUUUCUAUACCUGCACCAGCGUAUUAUGCUCACCUGGUUGCAUUCAGAGCCAGAUACCAUCUUGUGGACAAAGAACAUGACAGUGCUGAAGGAAGUCACGUUUCAGGACAGAGCAAUGGACGAGAUCCACAAGCUCUUGCCAAGGCUGUACAGAUUCACCAAGAUACCUUACGCACAAUGUACUUUGCUUAAAAGUCCAAGUCUAUUCUCUGAGAGGAAAAACUGAAAGAGGAAUGGACGUACAGGACGUGUGUUUCCAGUGGAGUCAGUUCAGUGGGGAUGCCUCCAGCCAUACAGAAACCAACACUGUGGGGGGACCAGGGUCUGAUCCUUAUGUUGAUACAAGGAAGAUUGUUUACUUCAUCAAGGAACACAGCUCCAUUAUGCAAUAUGAAACCAGCCAACUGCUUUUUUGUGCGGUCUCCUGUAGGAAGUAUCGCGAUUGUUUUGUUUUUCACUUCUUGUAGUCUAACCCUUUUAAUGCCUUUACCUCAAGUUGCUUGGCAGCACAACUCUCUUUGCAAAAAAAGUAAAGAAAAAGUAAAUGAUGGUUUAAAAAAACAAAAAAACACCAACAUGAAUAAUCAAAGUGAUUGUUCACAAUUAUGUGUGCAAAAAAAUUAAUGUGCAUUUGUGUAUUCUUGUAAAGUGUCUGUAUAUAUUAAAUAUAUACAUGCAUACUCAUAUGCAUAUAUAUCUAGAUCUAGGUGAUAAUAGAUAUAUAUGUGUCUGCGUAUAUAUUUUUAUAGUUCAUUCCAUUGGGGAACUUUCUUUCCCUUUUAUUCAUCCUCACCACCACUUUAGUUUCUCUGUCUACCUCCCUUGCCUUCAUCACCUCCAUUUUUUUCCCUAAUGCUACCAGUGACCUUCAUAUGUUCAUAUAUCUGGUUCAUUUGGAUGUGGAGCAUGGCAAACUA